This is a messenger RNA of Pomacea canaliculata, 896 nucleotides long. RefSeq lists its product as uncharacterized. The record is from RefSeq and is a predicted model, not a curated record. NCBI's taxonomy places the organism in Eukaryota, Metazoa, Mollusca, Gastropoda, Architaenioglossa, Ampullariidae. The transcript has 2 exons. The coding region runs from base 78 to 596 and encodes 172 amino acids.
AGAAAAGAAUGAUCAAGAUGCUGAAGAGGAGGCUGCAGGCUACAGCUUUAUCAGCCCACUGCUGACACCGGGCCCGGAUGACGUCUUCCUUGACGACGAAGACGACGGUGACGAUACGGUGCGGCGCACCUCUCAACCAAGCCCUUACAGAUGAGACUCGCCGCUGGACAGUCUUCGCCCCCAUCCGUCACCAUGACGACGAUCUGUCGGACACAUCCAGCCGUCGAGUGUCGGCCUUUCCUCGCCUGGGUUCACGCACGCGCUCUACCAGCGAGGAGGACGAUUUGAAUGUGCGAGGCAGUCGCCCGGGCAAUGGCUUGACAAAGAAAUUCUCAGACAUCUUCGGGAAGAAGUCGAGCGAAGUGCCACCGGGCGGGGUGGAGACCAGACCCAUGCGACCGACGUCACUGGCACUGAAUCCUCUUCGUGGAAAGGAGUCCUUCUCCAGCUACGACGAGUCACGUGUCCAGUCCUCACAAACGCGCAAAGACCCCUACAUGAAGAAGAAGAAGAGCCGUGCUUCCUCCAUGCUCAUGUCGGUGAUGAAGAAGGGUUCGGCUCGUCCCACCUAUGGGAAGAGUCGUGUCCGAAAGUAACAUGGAAGAGUGGAGGCCAUCCCCUGUCCACCUUGCUCCUCCUGUCCUCGCCGACAUCAGGGGAAGAUCGCCCAGCGCCAUCACUCAGAUCAAGCGGUCGUUGUCCGUGGAGGGCAGUCUGUCCCGACUGUCGGUGCUCAACCAGCUGUCGCCUAUGGACGCUGACCCGUUGUCCAAGAUGCUGAUUCUGGAGUCGAAGGAAAGACAUUCCUCUACCUCAUCGGAACCCAGAAGGACGCUGAGUAUUCUGGACAGGAGUCCUUCUAUAAACGGUUUUCCUUCCAUGUCGUCUUGUAGCGA